Monascus purpureus is the source of this 3443-nucleotide messenger RNA. Lineage: Eukaryota; Fungi; Ascomycota; Eurotiomycetes; Eurotiales; Aspergillaceae. The record is from the annotation of a GenBank genome assembly.
CCUCAUUCUCCUCAUUCUCACUCCGAUAAAACCACUGUUUCGGAACCCUCCAUCAUGUCAUCUCCAGCUUCUUCUCGUCGCCGCGGUCGACCGGCUAGAGAUUCGGCCACUGCCUCCCCGGCUCAUUCAACAAGGUCUCGACAGAAUCCCACAAUGAGCAGUCCUGCACCCGCACAAUCUCAGACAACCCCUCGCGCAUCGAGAAGGCUCAGAGGCGAAGCGGCUAUUCCAUCCUCUUCGCCCAUGUUUUUCCAAUCUUCUCCUACGAGAGGAAACGGCAACGCUGAGACACCUGAUGUUAGAAUGGAACCUAGUUCACCCAUCAACGAUGGCGAUACUACUCCCCGACCAAACAAUCUUAUGAGAGAUUCUUCUCCGAUCCGCUACGUAUCCAGCUCCAGUCCAACACGCGGCCAUGGGCGACAAGAUCCUCGUUCAGAUAUUCCUAGUAGUAGCAGUGGGCUUUUUGUGUCUUCACGACCUGAAGUUAGCGGUCACCGUGCUGUGUUGUCUCGCCGUAGCGAUAUUAACUCCAGUGGCUUCGGUUCCUCGCCGAGUCGCAGACGGAGAAUGUUUGUGGAUGCUAAUGGCAUGCCCGUACGAGACGGAGAGCCGCAAUCAGAUGCGACUUUCUCGAAUAUACACCCGGACACAUCGGAAGCUGAAGCCCUGGGAGGGAGCUCAACUCGCGUCAUCUGGGGUACUAAUAUCUCCAUUCAAGAUUCCAUGUCUGCAUUCAAGAAUUUCCUCUACAACUUUCAAAAGAAAUACCGACUUUGGGCCGAGGGUGUGGCAGAGGGGGAUACUCGUCUAAUGGGAGCCGAGGCUGAGGCAAAGGAGUAUAUCAUUGCGUUGAACAACAUGCGACAGCUGGGCAUUACCAGCUUGAAUUUGGAUGUUAAGAAUCUCAAGGCAUACCCUUCGACCUUGAAGAUCUGGCACCAACUCCAAGACUACCCACAAGAAAUCAUUCCUCUGAUGGACCAGACCGUGAAGGAUGUGAUGGUGGAGCUUGCAAUCAAGGAGAUGGAGCAGCUGCGCAGCCAAAACCAUCGAAACCAACUACAUGCAAGAGACCUCGGCUCCGCUCCCCCAGUUCCCAGCUCUGAUGCUAUGAGCGAGGCUGGUCGGGUUCCGCAGGUCGAUAUCCCGGAUCUUGUAGGAGAGGUAGAAACCAAGACGUUUAAGGUGCUCCCAUUUGGACUGGAUGAAACCGUGAACAUGAGAGACUUGGAUCCAGCUGAUAUGGACAAAUUGAUCAGCAUCAAAGGAUUGGUUAUUAGAGCGACGCCUAUCAUUCCUGAUAUGAAAGAAGCAUUCUUCCGCUGCCAGGUCUGCAACCAUGGGGUCCAGGUCGAUAUCGACCGAGGAAAAAUCGCGGAACCUACCAUCUGCCCUCGACCGGUCUGUGGAGAGCGGAACUCAAUGCAGCUCAUCCACAAUCGCUGCGUCUUUGCCGACAAGCAGGUCAUUAAACUGCAGGAAACUCCUGAUAACGUCCCCGACGGACAGACGCCUCACUCAGUUUCCCUCUGCGUUUAUGAUGAAUUAGUGGAUGUCUGCAAAGCCGGUGAUCGGGUUGAGGUCACUGGUAUCUUUCGCAGCAACCCUGUGCGCGUGAAUCCCCGACAGCGCACGCAGAAAUCACUAUUCAAGACCUAUGUAGAUGUCUUGCAUGUGCAGAAAACAGACCGUAAGAAACUGGGAAUUGAUGUGUCGACCGUUGAACAGGAACUUUCCGAACAGGCAGCUGCUGAGGUCGAAGAGACGCGGAAGAUCACGGCCGAGGAAGAAGCGAAUAUCAAACAGACUGCCACCCGACCGGAUGUCUACGAACUUCUGGCUCGAUCGUUGGCACCAAGUAUCUAUGAAAUGGACGAUGUAAAGAAGGGUAUCCUGCUUCAACUGUUCGGAGGUACCAAUAAGACCUUCCAGAAAGGGGGCAACCCACGCUACCGCGGGGACAUCAACAUCCUUCUCUGCGGUGAUCCGUCCACUGCGAAGUCUCAGUUACUCCGAUAUAUUCACAAGAUUGCACCUCGAGGCGUCUAUACGAGCGGCAAAGGAUCAUCUGCCGUCGGUCUGACAGCGUAUGUAACGCGUGAUCCCGAAACAAGACAACUCGUUCUCGAAUCCGGCGCUUUGGUUCUCUCAGAUGGAGGUGUCUGCUGCAUUGACGAAUUCGACAAGAUGAACGAGUCUACACGGUCUGUUUUACACGAAGUGAUGGAGCAGCAGACAGUUUCCAUUGCCAAAGCCGGCAUUAUAACUACGUUGAACGCGAGAACUAGCAUUCUUGCGUCUGCCAACCCAAUCGGCAGCAAAUACAACCCAAAUUUACCAGUUCCGCAGAAUAUUGAUUUGCCCCCCACCUUACUUUCCCGAUUUGACCUUGUGUACCUCGUGCUCGAUCGUGUCGAUGAACAGGAGGAUCGCCGGCUAGCAAAGCACUUAGUCGGCAUGUAUCUGGAAGAUCAACCCGAGAAUGCAAGCAGCGAGGAGGUCCUGCCCAUCGAAUUCCUCACGGCUUACAUUACCUACGCAAAAACGAAAGUACAUCCUGUGUUGACUGAAGAAGCUGGGAAGGCACUUACUGAUGCGUAUGUUGCCAUGCGCAAACUGGGAGAUGACAUCCGGUCAAACGACCGCCGAAUUACUGCUACCACCCGUCAGCUCGAGUCUAUGAUUCGGCUAUCAGAGGCACAUGCCCGUAUGCGGCUCUCUCCUGAAGUCACUGCUGACGACGUCGAAGAAGCCGUGCGCCUUAUCCGGUCGGCCAUCAAACAGUCGGCCACGGAUUCUCGCACUGGUCUAAUCGACAUGGGCUUGCUCACGGAGGGAACAAGCGCCAGCGAGCGCCGCCGCAGAGAAGACCUCAAACGCGCAAUUAUCUCCAUGGUGGAAGAACUCAGCAACAGCUCUGGCGCUGCUCGAUGGGCCGACGUGUACCGUAGUCUAAGUGAUAAGAGCAGUAUUGGCGUCGACGGGGCCGAUUUUGCAGAUGCAGUCCAGUCCUUGCAGACAGAGGGCUUGGUGAACGUGGUCGGUGAGGGCGCUCGCAGGAGUAUCAGACGAGUUGCUGGGACACUUCUAUAGGUGGAUGCUGCGGAACUGUAUCUUUUACGAUGAUGGAUGGAUAUUGUUUUAUACCACGAAUAAUGGACCUGGGGGGUCGGGAUAGUUACUGGAUGGAAUAUACAAGGGGGGGUGUAUGCCAUGGCGAUAGGUGUUUAGGGACUGCUCCAAGGAUAGGGUUAUUUAAUAAAGAUGCCUGGUUCACGGGCAUAUGAAUCCUGUCAGGGUAGAUGUUUUGGUCAGUCUUGGGAUGGGCCUACUUUUUUUCUUACCAGGCGCCGGGCAAUAAUGCUGAUAAUGAUCUUCCGGGGGAGAUAGAACAUAAAUUAGAGUGUCCGGUGUUUCGAUAACCAUAAGGAGGACACAUG